Branchiostoma floridae (Florida lancelet) is the source of this 1343-nucleotide messenger RNA. Its product is annotated as septin-2B-like. Lineage: Eukaryota; Metazoa; Chordata; Leptocardii; Amphioxiformes; Branchiostomatidae. Gene Ontology annotation, biological process: cell division; regulation of exocytosis; cytoskeleton-dependent cytokinesis. Gene Ontology annotation, molecular function: GTPase activity; molecular adaptor activity; GTP binding. The record is from RefSeq and is a predicted model, not a curated record. Gene Ontology annotation, cellular component: septin complex; synaptic vesicle; septin ring.
GUUUUAACUACCGCCUUUUUAUCACAAACAUGUCGGGGACCAGGGCAGGAAGACAUAGGCCAGGCUUCAACCAGUACAGCAGGUCGGCUCGGGAAGCCAUUCGCACCUCUGGGUUUUUCAGUGAUGAUCGUAUUGCUAGUUCAAAGCAGUUCGUGAAUCCGGAGCAACCCGGCUACGUGGGCUUCGCCAACCUGCCCAACCAGGUCCACCGCAAGUCCGUCAAGAAGGGAUUCGAGUUCACGCUCAUGGUUGUUGGUGAGUCAGGACUAGGGAAGUCUACCCUGAUUAACAGCUUGUUCCUGACAGACCUGUAUCCAGAGAGAGAGAUCCCAGGAGCUGCAGAGAAAAUUGAACAGACAGUGAAGAUUGACGCAUCGACGGUAGAGAUUGAAGAGAGAGGGGUGAAACUGAGGCUGACGGUCGUGGACACGCCCGGAUACGGGGACGCCAUCAACAGUAAGGACUGCUUCAAGCCCAUCCUGUCGUACAUAGACGACCAGUUUGAGAGGUAUUUCCAUGACGAGAGUGGGCUGAACAGACGGAACAUUGUGGACAACAGAGUACACUGCUGCUUCUACUUCAUCUCCCCCUAUGGACAUGGACUGAAGCCACUGGAUGUAGAGUUCAUGAAGGCCCCCCCCUCGGUCAACAUCGUUCCUGUCAUUGCCAAGGCCGACACCCUCACACCAAAGGAGGUCCGGGCUCUAAAAGCAAGGAUUUUGGAGGAGAUCGCUCAGCAUGGAAUCAAGAUCUACCAGAUGCCAGACUGUGACUCAGAUGAGGACGAAGACUUCAAGGAACAGUGUAGGCUGCUGAAGGCAGCUGUGCCAUUUGCUGUGGUUGGAUCCAAUCAGAUGAUCGAGGUCAAAGGGAAGAAGGUCAGAGGUCGGCUGUACCCAUGGGGUGUAGUUGAAGUGGAAAACCCUGAGCAUUGUGAUUUCAUCAAGCUGCGAACCAUGCUGAUCACCCACAUGCAGGACCUACAAGAGGUGACCCAGGAUGUCCACUACGAGAACUACAGGUCAGAAAAGCUGGCCAUCAACAAGCGCCGGGCCGGAGCUGCAGUUGCCCUCGGGCACAGUGGCGGCCCUGCGGCGGCGGCGGUCAGUGCCAUGAAGGGAGAGGGACAGGGUGAGGAGAAGGACAAGAUUCUUCUGGAGAAGGAACAGGAGCUACAACGGAUGCAGGAGAUGCUGGCGCGGCUGCAGCAGCAGAUGCAGCAGCAGCAGACCACGCAGGUGGCGGGCGCCAACAACGUCCAGUCGCACCACGUCUGAGCUCCGGACGCCAUCAUCACAUCGCGCUCGCGUUCACACCGCUGCAAAAUGUCACCACAACUCAAG